Messenger RNA from Nematolebias whitei (Rio pearlfish), 3932 nucleotides. RefSeq names its product synaptopodin 2-like a (gene synpo2la). Gene Ontology annotation, molecular function: actin binding. The coding region runs from base 190 to 3738 and encodes 1182 amino acids. Gene Ontology annotation, biological process: positive regulation of actin filament bundle assembly. The record is from RefSeq and is a predicted model, not a curated record. Gene Ontology annotation, cellular component: actin cytoskeleton; Z disc; nucleus. The transcript has 4 exons. NCBI's taxonomy places the organism in Eukaryota, Metazoa, Chordata, Actinopteri, Cyprinodontiformes, Rivulidae.
GGGUGGGGGCAUGAAGUGUGCGUGUGCGCGUGCAGGUGUGAGUGCUGGCUGUGGCGUUCAGACGACCAUCAGCAGCAGGACAGAGAGGAUCAGAGCUCUAUGUAGCUAAAACACUGAGAGGGGUGGCCCUCAGAUAAAAUAUAAAAAUCAAAGAAUAAGAGAAAAAAAAAUAGACAAGAAGAAAAAAAAAUGGUUGCAGAGGAGGUCAUCAUUACACUGUCCGGUGGAGUGCCAUGGGGGUUUCGUCUUCAGGGAGGUGUGGAACAUCAGAAACCGCUCCAAGUUGCUAAGGUACGUAAACGUAGCAAAGCAUGCAGGGCUGGACUGCGGGAGGGUGAUGAGCUGGUGUCCAUCAACGAACAGCCGUGUGGAUCGCUUUCCCAUGCCCAGGCUAUGAACCUCAUCGACAGCUCCCCUGGAAUAUUAAACAUUCGUGUCAAAAGGGCACCUGUGGCUUUUCAGUCUGUAGUACUUGUUCCCCGCGCUCCAUCUCCAAGGAUAGACAAAGAGUACCGUUUUGCUCUAAAAGCCAUGUCACCAACCCAACCCCAUCAUGCACCUGUCCGUGAAGUCCACCGUAGCCGCUCUUCUUUGACCAGUGGCCUGACCUCCCCACCUGGUAGUGAGGCCUACUAUGGCGAGACUGACAGCGAUGCAGAUAUAGCAGGUUAUGAGAGGCAGCGACGUCAGAAACGCCGAAGCCCCAGCAACUCCAGCUCUGGAAAACCAAGUGAACGAACGUCUCCAGAGGGUGGGGAGACAUCAGAGAUGAGUGGCUAUGACAGUGCUCCAGAUGCACAGGUUUUCUCACGUUCAAUGAACGGACGGGGAGGAAAUGGAAAGGAAGGUGGCUUGCCAGGGGUAGCAAGGAAGGAAGUGAUUUUCCACCCUCCUGGUCCAGGAAUGUGGUCCUCUCAGACAUCCACUGAAACCUCCUCCGUCAUCUCCUCAGCAGAUGACCAGGGCCCACGAGAUGGAGCACAAGAGGAAGACAGUGGAUUUCUAGAACCAGCUAAUGUUCCACUGGUGUCACCUGAGAGGGCAAAGGAGGCUCUAAUGUUGGGCUCCCGCAGCCAGCUUGUGCCCAUGGUGGGUCCAGUAAAUAAACCAAUAGACGAGGAGCUGACAACAACCUACAUGGAGAAGGCCAGACAAGCCAAACUGAACCGAGGAGACACAGUGCAGGACAAACAAGUGAAGGAAGCCAAAAGUAAGUGUCGAACAAUUGCAUCUCUACUGACAGAUGCCCCUAACCCUCACUCCAAAGGGGUGCUGAUGUUCAAGAAGAGAAGACAGCGUUCCAAGAAGUAUACUCUCACCAGCUUUGGUAGUGUUGAUGAAGACAGAUGUCAGGACUCACAAGAAGAGGAUGGAAUAAUUCCUGGCAGUGAAUCUGAGUUUGAUGAGGAGGGCUUCUCCUCGGUUCCAGACCCAACUUGGGAUAGCGACUACCUGGAUAAGCUAGAGAAGAGGGCAACAGCAGGUGUAGAAGGUCGUGGAGAUGGAGCAGAAGAUGCUCCAAGUCCCGGUUUGAGUGACACUGCAGGAAAAGGUGCCCAGUUGUUUGAGCAGCAGAGAAAAAGGGUGGAUGAGCUUGCCAAAAAGGUAGAAGCAGCACAACCUCAAGUAUCUACUGAAUCUCAAGUACAGGAUCAUUCUCAGAUCUAUUCAUUGCAUCGUGAAAUGCACGCACAAGUACAACCAAACCAAAGACCUCAGGAGUCACCAUCUGGCCUUACAUUCACACAGCCUCAGUCUCAAGUAGAUGUAGCCAAUGCAGUUCCGUAUGGGGAUCACUCUACAAUUAGCACAGCUAACAUAAUGAUGUCUCCACUUAUGGCUUUCAAUUCAGCCACAGCUACUGUGAAUGUUCUGAGCAGCCCUGCACAACCUGCUGAAACACCACUACCUGAAUUACCUGCAAGUAAUGUUCUAAAUAGAACGGCACGUCCUUUCACCCCUGGCUUUAUCAGCAUUCGAGCUGCGACUGCUCCUGUAACUUUCCGACCACCUGUCACAAAGAAGAGUCAGCAUCUUUCCUCAGCAGCGGUUGUGUCUCCACCCUUUUCCACUCCUUCUGAAAUAUCUUAUAAUCCAGCACCUGUAACUUCACAAUUACCCUUUGUUCCUACACCAGUGCUCUCCCCAUCAUACUCCAUCACUCAAGGUUCCCUGGCCCUGACACCAGAAGUUCCUGUUAAUAUUCUCCAUUCAGCCAUUUCUUCUUCUAAAGACACAAUGCAAUCAUCACUGGCAAUAAGUGGUUUUCAUCAGGCCCCAUUUUCAACUGUGACUCCAGUGUCAAUACCUUCAGCACCAAGACCUCCACAAGUACAAAUGGCACCAGUCCCCAAUUCUACUAGCCAAAUUCCUGGCUCAACUGAUCUAAUGGCCUCAAUGCCUCCACAAAUGCCAGCUGCUCAGCCACAACCCCCUCAGUUUUCCAUGCCACCAGUAGCUCAAGUGCCAGUGAUCUCUCAGCCUGAAGUUGUAGCUCCAACUCCAGUUCCUGGCCCAACAGGCCGUACUGGAAUCUUAAAUGAAGCUAGACGGCGGAGUGGCAAACCCAAACCUAUGUUCAUCAUACCAGAGGUGAAGAAGAACUCCCCUAAUCCUGAUCUUUUGUCAAUGGUGCAGAACCUGGAUGAUAGGUCCAUCAGAUAUAAAUAUGGUCAACCACCCACUGAAGUUAUCUAUGAUGAUACAGAGGAGGAAAGGAUUGGUGAGGUUGACAUGGGAAGGGUGCCUCCCCCAGUUGCACCUAAACCUCGAGUCACUCAUGAGGCCCCACAGAUUAUUCAAGCAGGAGGCAAGGGAGCUGAAUUGUUUGCCAAAAGGCAGAGUCGUAUGGGAAUGUAUGUAGUGGAUACCCCUCAUGAGACACCUUACCAGCAGAGUUUGACCUUGCAAAAUGCAGCUCACCUACAUGACUCAUAUGUCGGUACUCCACUUCCCUCUCAAUGGAAAUACUCCCCAAAUGUUCGUGCACCUCCACCUAUUGGUUACAACCCACUCUUAGCCCCUUCUAUCCCAUCAGGGCCUCAAAGAGAUCUAAAACAAAAUAAAAAGGGAAGUGGGAACUUCCAAAAAGAAGGUAUCAAAGCUGUUGAUUUUAUGAAGAGGCAGCCAUAUCAGCUCAACUCUGCUAUGUUUCAGUAUGGCGGCAGUGUUGCUAAUCUAGCUGCCAUGCCUUCUUACCAAGCCCAACAGGAUAACUACUCAACAAGAAUGGUAGGUAAUUCAUUAACCUCACCACGACAAAUUCCUCUCAAAACUGCCCGUGUCUAUGAAAUCAAAAGAUUCUCCACACCCACACCCAUGUCAGGUCCAUCUCUGACACCCAAAGUCAUUGCACCUCGCUCAGCCACAACCCUCGGAGAACGUUUGACUGAUUCCAGCAUGACCUCACCACCUCAUGCUUUUUUCAAUCCAACUCCAGUCACUCCAGCACCAGUCACUGUUUCAUCAUCCUUUCAACCAGCAGGGCUACCCAGCCUCCCCAAAUUCUCUGCUACUCCUAUUCCACACCCUGUACCUCCAUCAGUCCCCACACCCUACAAUCCAGUGUCAUACACAACUGGGCUCCAGACAGCCAAGCAGUUUCAGAGUGCUCCUGAGCUCAGCAUUUUUGCUUCUUUGCCCCCACUGAAGACCAAUCCAGUUCAGGCACCUAAACCACAUUUUGUUGCCACCAAGGGACGUGCUCAGCCCCAAGUCUGGAGGCCAGGAGCUUUUUAGAUAACAACUACUGUAAGUUAAUCACUGAUAGAAAAUCAAUCAAUUUUAGCUGUUAUACAUUGAUGUACAUUACUCCAACUGAUAGUUCAGAUCUUUUAAGGUGUUUUGGAAAGGUUAUCAAUGGGUCAUAUCUUACCCAUUAUAGAUUACUUUUUGACGAGAUUAACAAGCCAAUGGCUGCCUUUUUGAAAAUG